GACGCGAUCUAGUUCCCUUGUCUAGAUAUUUAGCUCAAUCUAGAUAUUCACUUUUAUCAAAUAGUGUAUAUUGACAAAAGUAAAUACUACACUAUAUAAGACCUUAUCAACUUUGUUGGAGAAUUUAAAACAAUGGCUUCUUCUUCAAAUAUUCUUCAACUUCACCAUCUCCAUCUUCUUCCUUCAAUUCAUCCAAUUUCUUCCGUAAAGCAAUUCACUAUCAAAUGCACUUCACCUGAAUCUUCUUCAGACCCAGAAUUUCUAACCCCAAAUUCAGAAACAACAAUUAGCCCAGAAAAAUUCCCAAUUGAAAAACGUCGAAAAUCCGAGAUAAUCCGUGAGAGAAAAUCAAGAACUGAGCUUAUAAAGCAAGACCCACCAAAUUUCGAAAUUGGGUGGAAGAGAACAAAGCCAAUUCCAUUAGAUAAGCCAAUUGGGUAUGUGAUAAUGGAUUUUUUGGAGAAAUUGGAAGAGUUAAUGGCUAGGGAUUUUGGGUCGACGGCGUUGUUAGCGAAAGUUGGAGAAAUAGUUGCAGAAAGAGCUAGGGAAGAAGCGGAAGUGUUGAAAGAAGAAGGAAAAGUGGAGGAGAGAAUGGUGACAGAAUUGUACAGAGUUUUGAAGCUUAUGGAAAUGGAUUUAGCUAUGGUGAGUGCUGCUGUUAAAGAAGAGACAUUGAAUGAAAGACUUGAACAAGCUAAAGCACGUUGUAGGCAAGCCAUUCUUGUUGCUAAUUCUUUUUGACAAAUUUGUAGUAUCUUUGUUUCACUUGUACUGUAUUUCAUUAUCGACGAGCUCGACCCAGAAAGCAAAAACCCUUUGCUUUUGCUGGCUAGGGGUUUCAAUAUUGAGAGCUCCAAUAUGAAAGUCCCGAGUCCAAACCACGAGGUCACCUCGAAAGGAUUGUAGAUUUCAGUUUUGGCCAAAAGCUGAAAUUUUUCCUAUUGUAUUACAAAAAAUCAUCAAUAGUCGUUACAUCUUUACUA
Molecule: messenger RNA, 983 nt
Organism: Solanum pennellii
Lineage: Eukaryota; Viridiplantae; Streptophyta; Magnoliopsida; Solanales; Solanaceae
Exons: 1
Coding region: 133-741 (202 amino acids)
Source: RefSeq, a predicted model, not a curated record